GAUAUAGUCGCAUUGAUCAUUGAGUAUAAAUUCAAGCAGGUUUACUUGGUAGACUUUGUAGUCCUCUGCAUUGGACGAUUCAGUGGUAUUCCAAAGAUUCCUAAAUUUCCUCCGAACAAGGGUCCAGAAGAAUUUCAUGGUAAUGUCAUACACUCGAUCGAAUAUGCUUCCAAGGAUUAUGAAAGCGCUGCUGAAUUUGUGAAAGGAAAGCAAGUAACAGUUGUUGGGUUUCAGAAAUCUGCAUUGGACAUUGCAAUGGAGUGCUCAAAUGCAAAUGGGGUAGAACAUCCAUGUACAGUGUUGUACAGGACAGAACAUUGGAAUCUUCCUGCCGGUGUGCCUUUCGCACACCUAUACCUCAAUCGCUUCUCGGAGCUUUUGGUUCAUAAGCCUGGUGAAGGCCUCCUACUCAAUCUCCUUGCAACAAUUCUUUCACCUAUGAGAUGGGCAUUUUCAAAAUUUGUUGAAAGCUACAUAGAUAAGAAGCUUGGAUUAUCCAAGUAUGGAAUGGUACCUAAGCAUAGUUUCCUUCAAGAUAUUAGUUCCUGUCUGAUCUCAGCCAUGCCUGAAAAAUUCUAUGACCGAGUCCAAGAAGGAAGCAUUUUACUUAAGAAAUCUCCCAAAAGCUUCAGCUUUUGCCGAGAAGGCAUUUUGGUUGAAGGAGAAAACUCCCUUGUAAAGACAGAUUUGGUCAUAUUGGCUACUGGAUUUAGAGGUGAUGAGAAUCUUAAAGACAUCUUUGUGUCACCAACAUUUCAAGACAACAUAGCUGGAUCACCUACGUCCAUUUUACCUCUCUACAGGGGAUGCAUCCAUGGACGAAUUCCACAACUAGCUGUAAUUGGAUUCGGCGUCAGUAUCUCAAACUUGUACACAUCCGAGAUGAGGUGCAGAUGGCUAGCAGAGCUUCUUGGAGGCACAUUCAAGGUACCAAGCAUAAAAGAAACGGAGAAAGAUGUGAAACAAUGGGAUGAGUAUGCCAAGCGAUACUCCAGAAAAUACUACUGGAGAUCAUGCAUCGGAGCGCUUCAUAUAUGGUACAAUGACCAAUUGUGCAAGGAUAUGGGAUGGAAUCCCAAAAGGAAGAAGGGACUUCUUGCUGAACUAUUUGAGCCUUAUGGCCCAACGGAUUAUAUUUCCUCUUAAAUGAUGCUAUCAACUGUAUAAUCACAUAAUGUAGAUUAUAAGCAAAUAAAAAACAAAAUGAAAACAUUUUUUGGUAAAAAAAAAAAAAGAAUAAAAAAAAAGCAGUAUUGUAAUUG
Rosa rugosa (rugosa rose) is the source of this 1262-nucleotide messenger RNA. RefSeq names its product probable flavin-containing monooxygenase 1. Lineage: Eukaryota; Viridiplantae; Streptophyta; Magnoliopsida; Rosales; Rosaceae. Gene Ontology annotation, molecular function: N,N-dimethylaniline monooxygenase activity; NADP binding; flavin adenine dinucleotide binding. The record is from RefSeq and is a predicted model, not a curated record. The transcript has 4 exons. The annotation marks the transcript as partial.